AGACUCAGUUGAACUUCACGGAUCUCCCAAAAACGGUUCGUGGAUGGUGAGCUAUGACGGCCCCCUUCUCGACGAUCAUUCGUGGUCUCAUACCAUUUCCUUAAUUGUCUCAAACGCGGUUAUGUGACGAAUUCGAACAGUAAGUGUUGAUGAAUUCUAGGUUCCGUAUGAAGUCUUAUUCUACUACCAUACACACAGGCGACACUUUUUUCAAGGAUUUGGCGGCUGUUAGUUGCAUACUUACUUAGUAGACAGUAGAGGGGCGUCUCUGUAAUGUUGGUUUCACUUUCACUUGCCUACUACAUCUCGUCAGUAAAUGUGCACCUAUCUAUUUGACGACACACCAUAAGAAGAACACUGUGUAAAAAACGAGCGAUAAUGAAGGGACUUUUUCAGCUCUGAUACACUCACAGAGUUCUUCUGUGACAGCUUCUGACUGUCGCGGCACGUAGGUCGAGUGCGAACACGGUAGAACAAGUGAGAACGAACCUGUCGUCGCCGCAUACGAAGUGCACCAAAAGAAGAACUGUGCCUUUCGUCGUGGUCGUGCAUCUGGUUCUCGUCUGCACCGUGGUCUCUCUGCUUGCCGGACCGUAAGAUUGCAUCCGGUGAGACGAAUCCUCCAGAUGCCUGAACAUGCUUUAACGUGGUCACGUCAUCUGGAGGAAAAAUGAUGCAACUAGGACGAGUUUUGCUUAUUGGGCUGGCGUCCGGGAUACGCUCAGCAUGGGGCCAAGCAAAGAUAUCAGCGAAAACUAUACGACUGCCAAACCAUCCAGAUGCGCGCUUUCGUCUAGAGGCUUACGGUGGAGAAUACGCGUGGUCAAGUCUUAGUCCGGUACUCCUCUAUAAUCAAUUCUCCGUAACUUAACUGGAAAAGUCUAAUUCGGAUUCUUCUUGUGCUGAUCAAGUAGAAGUCAUCAAGACGGCUAUGUUAAGUUCGCUGUGAAAAGCAAAACCAAUGUGCCACUUCUUUUCGAAACUAUUUUUCGUACUUUUAUCUUUACUCAGAGUGUGGUUAGAAUCGUCGAGCAGACGGACAGUUAUGCGGUGCUUGCGCCGAAGAGUGUCGGAAAGUCUACUGUUUUUGCCCGAGACGCGGAGCAGGGCGGAAAAGCGUGCGAUGUCUACGUUUCCGACAUUUACGAGUUGGAAAUAGUCACUCCCGUGAGACGCAUCAACGUCGAAGAUGUUGAUCAGCUCUCAGUUCUGGGCUACGACAAGGAACGAAACAUUUUUAACACGUUGGAGGGCAUUGCCUUCAACUGGCGAAUUCAAGAUGAAAACAAGCUCGCGCAUGUGCGCAUGAAGGACACGGAGUACUUUUUCUUGGUUGUUAGCAAGAUGGCUUAUGGUUAAGGGUUACUACAUUGCAUUCUGCACUACCAUCCUUGACUUUUUCUCCAGUAGGAAAAGGGUCAGGGAUGAUCUGAAGAGUGCAAUGUCGCAAGCUCUAAUAAAGACUCCAUGUUUGUUUUGUCUGUUGUUUGUGCUGGGUGAUUUUUUUCUUGUUUCAAUUUGAUGUACUUAGAGGUCUCGACAUUCGAUGCGAAUAUUUCAUCAUAAUCUAGAUGAAGCAUACAAAAUUCAAUUGACGCAGGACCUUCGUUUCCGGUCAACGUACUUUGCUUGAGGAGCAAGGAAAAUAUAGCGACGUUAUUUUGGUAAAGGGUAAGUCGACCGGAGAGACCGUAGUCAGCGCGAGGACGGAUAGGCUGGCUUCAAAGGACGUUGUUCUCACGGUGAGCGAGAAUCUCAUGCUUUUUCCGAGUCAUCUAUGGACGGUGCCUGGCGCGGAAAUUAAGUAAGCACUCUUUGCUUAUAAUACUCUUGUACGCAUCACCGAGUUUUUCAAUAUCUGAAAAUGUACAGGAGCAACUGUACAACUAAAUGCCUCCAGCGAUCACUCUACAAAUUGAUCAGUAUGAUACUUGGCUCUACACUCAGUCAGAAUGUAGUGAUGACGUAUCCCUUUCAGGUAUGGAGUUAAAGUUUACAAGAGCGGCUACAGGGACCUUUCGGACAUCCCGUUCGUGCAGCUGCCUACGCCCUAUUUUUCCUUCGUUUCCGAAAAUAAAGCUGUUGUCUCUGUCGACGCUGCAAAGGGUGCAGCAACAGUCCUGCAAUUGACGGGUGGGAAGACGCAAGGGGAAACGAAGAUAACAGUCAACGAUAAGCGUAUCGAAGACAACGCAGCGAGCGCAGUGCUCGCGGUAGCAGAACCCGCGGCAGUCUUCAUCGUCGUAAGACCCUACGCGGCCCCAAAAAGCUGGGAGACGGCGACCAUGGAGGAAUGGGGUACGACUAUCUUCUAGACAACUGGUUCUCCGUUUUGUGUUGUUCGUUGAUUAUUUUAUUGUUGAAUGCUCAUCAUGUGACCACGCCUCUCACAUUCUACUUCUAUUUAUCGUCUUACCGAAGCCAAAUCCACCACUUACAGAUGCUUUGUAUGCCCAGCCGUCGCUCACGCACUUGGUCGAGGGUCGUAAGUACGUCGCUUACCUCAGUCUAGAAAGCAAGGAGCACCAAACUCUUGCGCUCCCAAGCAAUCUGGAGGCCGAUUUCAGUUGCAAGCGGCCUUGCCCAGUUGAGGCGGACACCGGAAAGGCGUCUGGCGAUAAUAAGUUCACUUCGUGGGCUGUGCCGUUCACAGCGAGUGCCGUCGGCGCCGGCACCUUGCGAUUCGAGAAGUUGCGGCUGCUGGGUUCGGCGAAGAGUGCAGCGUCUUCCCAGACUUUCGCGAAAGUGAAUGCAGCAGAGUUGGAGAUCGAAGUUUUUACGCCUCUCAAGGCAGCACUGAAGCAACUUGUCUUGCCGCCAGAACACACAAUGGCGCUGGAGAUUUCAGGGGGAACGGGAUCUUACGAAUUCAGUUCGGAUACUACCGAAGUCGUGGUAGAUGCCGCGGGCAAAGUCACAACGAAGCAAUCAGUGGCGGACGCACGAAUACGCAUACGAGACAAAGGAGACACGCAAAACACAGUAGAGGUAUCUGACACACUAUAUUUUGAAGUAGUGCAUAAGCAUAACGAAAUUUCAGACGAUUACGACAUGAUGAACCGAAAGAAAAUGAUAAGAAGAGUCCGAUGCUCAGCAGCUGAGGAUUUACUUACGAGGGCACUGGGUUCUGACUUCGCUUGUGACUUCUUUGGUUAAACUUAAAAUCACAGGAUGAAUCGAAAAAAAUGAUAAGAAGAGUCUGAUUUGCCUCAACUACGAGGGUGAAGACACUUCCUACGAGAGCACUGGGUUCUGAUGAUUUUCCGUAACCUAUUCCAUGUUUGAAUGUUAGCUAAAAAUAGGCGUCUAUUUUCAAACAUUAACUUCUGAUCCGCUUUUGAUAACUAAGGUUCUCGUGCAUGUGCGGCUACCAGACCGAUUGGCAUACGAGGCGGCUUCGAAGCAGGUCGCCUUCAUUCAUGAGGGUCGGACAGGCGGUCUCGCAAAGUCCGUCGACGUUCCGGUUAUUGGCAUUCCUGCGGUGCGCGCAUCUUCCGGCUACGACGAAAGCAAUUGGAGAUAUCAUACUUGCUCGGGUUUAAUGCCAGAAGCCGCGGUAGUGGAACCGGAAUGGGUUGCCAAAGUCAUUGGUAUUCAUAUUACAGAUUAUGCCUUUUUUGUUGUCCACAUCACGUCAUCGACCGAGCUAAGUAUUCAAGAAUCUUCAAUUAUAAGCGAGUAUCCUUCAACGAAUUUCAAUUUUUUCUACUUCUUACAGAUGUGAGCCGCGACGCAAGCAAGCUUGGUGUGUGUGGAGUUGUUCGUGUUCGCCCAGAACAGACCGGGGAUGUGACGCUGUCGCUACCUAAGGUACGCCAUGAAGUGCAGGAAAUUUCAUUCUUCCGACCGAUUCAGAUUGAAUUCGAGCACGAGCUGCCUUUUGUGCCACCCACGUACACACCGUCAGCAGCAACUUCGAGCACCACCGUUGGAGGGAAAGCCGGAGCGGCAGGUGCUAAAGCAGUUGCGACGCGAGCUGGCACGACGCCAUCCACCGGGCCGCUCAGUAGUGCCGCAGCCGAACUGGGUUCCACGAUAUUUCUCAAGUUUACGCAAGGUCCGCUGGUUGAGAGGACUGGGAAGCAGAAGAAACUUCGCAUGUUGGCUGACGACAGCACUGGAGCUGCUGGCACGCCGCCAGGAAAGGUCGCAUCCAUUGUGCAAGAGUCCGAGGAAGGAUUUUCCGUUCGCUGCCUGGAGACGGAGGGAAAAGUUAUACUCGAGGGAAGCAUCUACCUGCCAUCCGAGGAGCUGGAGACGACGACACGAGCCUAUCUUCACUGCGCCAAGCCCGAUUUUGUGCGGAUCUUUUCAGUGGAGCGAGAAAACUUCGCGCUACGCGACGCGAUGUACCCGAUGUCCGCAGUAUGCGGAAAUGCACACCCGGGACACGAGUUGCUCGCGGCCGUGUAUGAAAAGGGCGGUCGUCCGUUGCUAGCGCUUAAAUACGCGAGCACGGUGGAGUGGAAGAGCAAUGCCUCGAUCAAAGAUAAAGCCGCACGAGCGGAACUGCGCAUGGAGUGUCCAGCUGAUGUCAAUCGAAGUGGACCAAAUGCCGCUGCAGGUGCCAGGACAGGACAAAAGACAGAUAGCACGACUGGUGGUAAAAGAGCAGCAGCAGGUUCCACCGCUGGAGCAGAUCUGCAGGAGGGAACUAGCGGUACAGGCUCAGCGACUGUUGUGACAGUUGCGUACUUGGGAAAAACAGACAGAAUAAGCCUCAGACCAGCCCGACCAGUAGAGAUCGAGUGGCCAGGAAAACCGCAUACAAAUUUUGUCUUUGGAGCUGCAUAUCUUUUCACGAUCUGGGGAGGUUCAAGGCAAUGGCCGCUGAAGUGGACCAAAGCUCCAGAGCUCAAGAUCGCACCCUACAAAAGAAAGAAUGCCGCUGGUGCUAAGGGCAGCGCGGCCGUGAAAGCAGCAACGAAAGGCAGUAGGAACGGCACUGACGUUGAGAACAGUUACAACUCGGCCACGGGAGAGACAGCCACCUUGGGAGAGGUCGAGUGGCCGAGCGCCGAGGCCGAAGCAGAGGAUCGCAACAACGUGGUACCAGCGCGGUACCGCAUUCCGGAGUGCUCGUUGCAAAGCGGGUGCCGAGGCCAGUGGACGAUGAGUUCUGAAGUUGUGGGUGAGGGCGACAUGCGCAUUUCCGACGACGGUCUCCUAGGCGCGAAGCCCAUUGAGCUUAGUUUCGACUUCCAGAAACCAUCGGCCAUCCGUUUCGGACGCACAGAGAAGCAGGGCGAAUCCGGGAAGCCGCUGCUUGUCCGCUUGAAUUUGAUGGGUGGCGGCUCGAGCGUGGGGCACUACUCCGAGAGCGGCAGAGAGUACGCAGACGGCGACGACGAGGAAGACGCUGAUGGUCUUGAGACAACAGACUAUACUGGUAGGCCGCCUAGUACUGUGUCGGAUGAUCUAGGGCAGUUGUUGCAUCCUCAUCUGUGGAAGCCUGCUGGACUGUCGUGUCGCGUCAUGCACGGCCUGGGACAGAACCAGCGAGAGCUCACGAAAUACACGGGUGUAGAGUUUCUGCGGGCUGGCGCGGACGGAUAUUUGAAGUUUUCCGAUCUGCAGGUCGGCGACUACAACAUUAGAUGCAGCACCAAGGACCGCACGGUGGUCAGUCCCAGUCUCACCUUACGAAUUUUCCCGACGUUGCAGAUGCAGCCAUCGAGACUCGUGGGCUUACCACGACAAACCGCGGAGUUCACGCUGGUAGGUGGCGCGACAGCGGGUGGAGCCGGCUUCCGUUACCAUUCUAGCGACCCAUCUGUCGUGAUUGUAGACGAGCGCACUGGGCAGUUGAAAUUCCUGAGCGAAGGUGCAGCUACCGUCACAGCAGAAUUGGUCGAGUCGCGAUCAGAACAAGUCCUCGCAACAGCUACUGGCGACGUUGUGGUCGCGUGGCCGGCGCGCGUCUCGCUCGCAGCUGUGCCGCUUGUCGCGAGUGGCGUGCCACCACCCUCAGCGGCUGUGGUGAGCAAACCGCUCAAAGUGGUCCAUGCUCGAAAACUCUUUGCAAGCCUUUUCACGUUGGACAAUCUACCAUUCACGCCCGCGCUUCUCGCUCGCGGCAACGACGAAACAGAUUGCAACUUCAUCUGGAAAGUGGACGGCGAGCGGUUGCAGGGUCCGGGACAGCUCUCCGCGGAAUUGCGUGGCAUGCCCCCAGCUUCUGGCGCAGCCAGCAACAGUGGAUCUGCAACAUCUUCCCAGGUGCAAGUCGAAGUUGCGUGUCGUAGCGCAAGCGUGAAAAUCGAGCAGCCGGUAUUGAUCGGACGACCGCUUUUAGACGGCGCUUUGCGCUCAGGCGUCCUUGCAAUGCCUUUGCGGAGUGUGGUUCAGCUUCGAAAUCUUGUUUCUGGCGGAACCGCGGCGAUUCUGUCCGGUGAAGAUUUCCAUGUGGACGUAUCUCACGUGCGCGGUGGCGCAUUCCUCGUGCGCGAGAACAAGCAGAUCGAGACAGGACAUGAAGAAGGAGAUGGAGUGCUGCUCAUGCAGAAGCCAGGCCGGGAACCAGGCCUUGUUGCGCUUUCGGCGCGAAAGAUUGACGAAAUCCGACUCGACACUUUGGAGUCCGCGGAUGGCGCAGACAAGCUUCACCGCUGUCGCCAGAACUGCGCGCUCCAGCGUGCGGUCUCAGCUAUUGAGGGGGCUUCUUCUUCGGAUCUAGGAUUUGAUAAGCAUUAUGGAGCCGCUCAUGACGGCGGAGCAAAGACAGCAGCAGGACCGCUCCUGACCUGGGCACCGCAGACACAGGGCUUCUCUUCGCACGACUCUGACAGCUUUCAGAUUCCUGGCCAGCAAAGCGGUGCCUCAUCGAGUCUCGGUAAGAACACAUUGAUCGCAUUACCUGUGGGGUCUAGCUCAACGCUCACUGUGUCUCUCUUCGCAAACGGGGAACCGAUGCUCUUCCCGAGCCAGGGAGUGAAGGUAACGGCGCUAUCGUCACACAGCUCAAUCGUUGGUGUCGAGGUGGUAGCCGGUGGCGGCAACCAAGUGCGACUGCGCGCUCACGGGGUUGGCUGUGCCGGCAUUCAGGUGGAGGUGAACCAUGCGGAACAAAGUUUCUUCCAGGUACUGGCUGUUUGCACAAAACGAGAAACUCUGUUGCCAACUUCGCGUAGUCCGGUCGAAGUGGCGUCCAGCAAGCGGGAUGAAAGCGGAAAUCUGAAAGACGAUAGCGACAUCGACAUUCCUUCGGACCUGACGAGUCUGUCAAGAUUACUUUUGCACGUGAAUGCUAUUUGCAACUUCUUUGUGGCUAGUAAGAGCAAGCUAUUGACGAUACGGGUACACGAGUACAACGAUGCGUCGCAGAGAAAACUGGUGGAAAAGGAGUUCACCGAUUUGCUCCUCGAUGCGCGAAAAGACUUCGAGAAAACGUCAAAAGCUAAUGGUGCUGCCGGCUCUUCAUCUUCAGGCUUAGGUUACUUUAACUUUACGGGACGUAGUGGAAACGAACAAGGCUCAGCGACAGGAGCAGGAGAAAUUAGUGGCGCCACUGCACCAGUGACUGCAUCAGUGGUUCGAGUAGUUUCGCAUCGACGAGUCAGUCAGUUCGGCAACGCGCACGAGUUGGUUUUAGAUGUGUCCGAGGGAACAGCUGUCUUUCCCGAGCUCAUCGAGAAAAUGUGGGCUGCUACCGUGACAACACUUGGUCCCUAUCUAGAACAGCAGUGGGACAUGUCCUACGGAAUCCGCCCAGAGUCAGCAGCAGACCAAGAAUUCGCAGAUGCAGAACAGCAAAAAAGGUAUUUUUUGUUUGAUGCAAUUGUUACAACAUGCAACUAAGUAGUUGUAUUCGCUCUACUUGCUUCUUCUACUAGUUGGUAGAGGUACUAGAAGUUGAGGUUGUGAACAAUGUUCACGCUGUCUUAUGCUGGUUCGAGUUCUGCAUUUAUACAGGAAACCCAGGAUGUCCGACAGUACUUUGCCCAUAAAUUCUUUUAGGUGUCCGCAUGGCCGAUGGUGGAGCAGCAAUUCUCGAGUUUUAGCAUUCGAGAACUCAAAUGUUGGGGUUGCUACAGCGAAAGGCGUAGGACAGGCAACAGUCCAUUUUUGUGGGGAUUUUGAGCAGAGUACCACUGUAGCAGUGGACACGGUCGCUACCAUCCGUGCUCCACGAGAAGUGCAGCUGACUAGCUAUCCUCGCCUAAAGGAAAAGACCUAUCGCAUCCCACUAGCCUUGAUGGAUGAGGAGACGCGACUAUUUGAAACGCAUUCGCCGUUCUUUAGGCAAAAUCUGCGCAUCCGGUGCGAAGGCGACAACAUCUUGCGAACAUUCUUCGACGUUGAGGAUGUGCAGCCACAAAACCUGGAUGGCGGACCAGCCUGCAGCCUCAGAAAAAAAGUAACAAUAAAAAAGUUAACCCUAGGAUAAUAAGCCUCUUUUUUUGAUGGCCUUCACCUUGUUAGUUCGACCAAGACUAUUUUCUUUGUCGUCUCUAGCAGACAAUGCAUUCGACAGACACGUGAUGAUCUUGUUAACAAGCUACAACUAACGAAAUCUACCACGCAGGUUCCAGAGACCGCGAAGCUGCUUUCGUUAGCGGAGAGAAUAGACAACGUAAAGCUGCGAGUUGAGGUGUUGCAUGGAGGCGCAUCAGAGUCAGACAAGGCUGUCGCAGGCCUCGUGGAUCUUCCGUUUGUCCCGGCCUUUGUGCUCCUUGACGUGACGGGACGAGAGCUUGACCUCGAUACGGGACUGCGAUUGAGUACUUCAUUUAGGAAUGGUUUCGGAAAGUAAGAGUUGGUAUAAGUAGAAGAUGUAGAAGAGUAAUUCGCUUUCACAAGCAUAACAAUUCGGUUUUUUCUUUGCUGACUAGUGAAAGAACAGUAACAAGAACAAAGAGUUUCAUUUUCUUACAUUAUUGCUACCCGACCACAGCUGCGUCUUCCCCUGCCGCGUCAUUGAGAAUAUGGACCGGCGGACGGGAAAUAACCGUGCGAGCGUCUGACUCAAGGCUAAAAGUGGUCCAGGAGAAAUCCACAGAAACACUGCAUAGCGUGAAUGUCCUGCUCCAGCCAGGACAGGCAACGGGAGCAAAUAGUGCGAUCGUCAUUGAGGGGGAGCAGGGUUUCCUGGAGACGGUAAGAGUACAACUUCCAGGAGGACCGAAGGUAGAGCCUUCAACAGGAAAAGGAAGCGGGAGCGAAACAAGAAGUACUUACUUCUAUGAGAUUUAGAUCAUAGAAUCCGUUCGGGUUUGAACGAUUGCGAGAACCUAGCUAUUUCACAACUAGCUAUUUUCAUAUCUAUAGAUUUUCCAUUUCAUAUCAAGAUUACCGCUUUUCCUCUUCAUACAGGUUUUUUCUCUGCUGGCUGCAGUUGGCAAACGGGUUUCGCGCUUCUCGUCAUAGUUGUCGCCGGCUACACUAUCUUUGGACCCGGUAGCGGCUCAUCACGGAGUGGGAUGCAUUACCCACAUAGAACCGAUGGUGCCUACACACCUGCCCACUACGAAAGCCCCUUUCGGAAAGCCGACGAAUCAACCUUCUUCGACGCGGGAGGAGGAUCAGCGGGGCCCAGAAGUCAAUAUGGUAGCCCCGCCUCAGCGUUCGCGGAUCAAAGGGGUGCUGGCGGUUACAUGCACUCAACUCCGCACUUUCGAGGCGGGAGGCAGCUCGGCGCGAGCUCGGGGGGAUACAUGUAGAUGCGUCAUUGAUCUUUUAACGACUUGUUCGCAAUUUGGCAUGAAGAUUUUUCUGCUAUUUUUAUUCCUUCGCAUGAAAAUUGUACCUCAGACUUGUUGUAAAGGAUUGAUAAUGUCAUAUUUGGCUGUCGCUUUCUUUUCUUAUGCUUUAUUUCACCUGUUUACGGACCGCUGAGACGGCUGCGGACUGAAAUAUAUCUGCAUUUUCAUGCUGCAUCUGCAGCAAUAAAAGUUCCAGACGAUCAUGGGACAAAGCCCUCCUCUCCACGAUGUAUUUCCAGGGUUUUCGUUUUGUUCCCCAAUAUAACGCGCGCGCAAAGAUAUGGUAUUUUUUACACUCAUGGAUGAUCUUCUAUUCAGCCCCUCCGACUGCGUCGGAAACGGGCGGGCGUC
Molecule: messenger RNA, 10052 nt
Organism: Amoebophrya sp. A25
Lineage: Eukaryota; Dinophyceae; Syndiniales; Amoebophryaceae
Source: the annotation of a GenBank genome assembly